Ilex paraguariensis (yerba mate) is the source of this 1659-nucleotide messenger RNA. NCBI's taxonomy places the organism in Eukaryota, Viridiplantae, Streptophyta, Magnoliopsida, Aquifoliales, Aquifoliaceae. The record is from the annotation of a GenBank genome assembly.
AUGUCCCAACUACUACUCGGCCCCAAUUCCACGUGGUUUCUCACUCUGAAGGUAAGUCCAAGUCCAACGAUCAAAGUCGUCUUCCAUAUCAGAGCUGCAGAACCCAAAACCCUAACCCCAGUUCUUACACAGAAUUCAAUACAGAAGUGUUCUUGCAUUAUAGUUAAUGCCAUGAUGACCUCAAAAUUCUCUGUGCUGUCGCUUAAUCCUCGGAUUAGUGGACCCGUUUUAGUCAGUAAUGCAAAGAUUGUUGAUUUCAGAGACAAUAGUAGCUUGCCAUGUUCUUGUAUUCAUAAUGUUGGGAUCCAUCCUCACUUUUCUUUACCUUUCCAGAAGCAAAAUAAUUUAGUCUUAGCCGGCAGCUUUGAAAGAGGAACCAAGAUCAAAGUUUUGCCAGGGCACCAUUUUCUCGAUUUGCAAACUAGAAUGCAUAUACCCUUCAGACAAACUUCCCUGCCACUACUUUGGAAACCAUGUCAAGUAAAAAGUGGGGACUCAGAGGGAGCAUUGAGUGGUGAAAGCAUCAUUAUAAAUGAGCAGACCUUAGAGCAUGAACUACAGAUUGCCAUUGAGGAGGAGAAUUAUGCCCAAGCAGCAAAAAUCAGGGAUAGACUCCGGCUUCUCCAGGAGGAUAGCAAGGCCUCAGUACUAGCAGCAAAUGCUCGGUUUUACAACUCAUUCAGGAAAGGGGACCUGGCUGCUAUGCAAGCUCUAUGGUCAAAGGGGGAUAAUGUGUGUGUCGUGCACCCUGGUGUGAGUGGCAUAUCUGGUUAUGAUCUUGUAAUGGGGAGUUGGGAAUAUGUAUGGGCAGACUAUGAAUUUCCAUUGAAGAUCGAGAUUAAGGAUGUUCAAGUUCAUGUUAGAGGUGAUGUAGGGUAUGUUAACUGCACUGAAAUGGUUAAGACGAAGGGUAGCAGCUGGGGAAAACAAUUUGCGACAAAUGUGUUCGAGAGAGUUAAUGGUGAAUGGUUCAUCUGUAUUCACCAUGCAUCACAAUUUCUUGACUUGUGAUCAGAAUACUGCAUAUUUUAAUGCUUGCAAUGAUGAAUGGUUGCCUCUUAUUCUGUAAGUUCUUAUGUACCUGUAUGCCAGAAUAUCAGUUUAAAUAACAUAUUUGAAUGCGUACCCAGAAGAAUUGCAGUCUUUUAUUGCUUUAUUUUCAGUUUAUUUUUAUGCUAGAUUAUCAUUUCAAAUUUCCUCUCUUACACACACAAACACCUUUCGUUGUAUUUUUGAGCUUCUUUACGUGUAACUUCAAUUUAAUUCAUAAGAAGAGACACCUGGUCUGGAAAUUCAGUUAUGGAUGUUUAAAGGUUGCCUGUUUUAAAGGAUAUACACCUGUUGCCAUAUUGUCCCAAAGUUUGUCUUGGUCGUUAGUUUUGCGCUUGGACAUUGUUUCCACAUUCCUUGAUAAGUAUAGAGGAUCUUCUUGCUUCAUCAGCGGUUUGUAUCACAAUUUGGUUACUUCAAGUAUUCGCUCUUCGGUGCCUUUCUGCUCCUGUGCACACAGCCUGAAUGCUCUGAUUACAUUUAGGUGGUGAGGCUAAAGUGUCGAGUGAUUCUAAAACUGCAAUCUAUUUUUUUUCUAACGGAAAAAUGGAAUCAUGGACAUCUCAAAUUUUGAUGUGUAGUCUUGAAACCUACAUACUGAAAAUUGGU